AUGUCGGAAACCUCACAUCCAUCUCGCGAUCCAAAAAAUCUCAGCGAACCAUUCGCAGUCAUCGAAUUUCUCGAGAAAAACGAAAAAGGGCUACCAUGCAUUGAUUUGGUGCCGAAAAAAUGGUUUAAUAGUGCAGAAGAAGACACCUGUAAAUUCCCACCGACAACUGAAUAUCAUCUACUUGACGACUACUUGGAAAAAUUGCACUCGCCCAAGGACUCUUGGCAAAGUUAUCCAUUUUGCUUCAUCACCGGAGCAGCUGAUUUGGAUCAGGGUCGCAGAAGAUUAAAAAAGGCCCAAGUAACUCUCAACUGUGAGACAACCGAUGGUGAAAAUGAUCGAAAGGGGGGGAGGUCCGAAACUUCCUCGAAAGCAAAAAUUUCAGCAAAACCCUUAACUGCAUCAAAGUCUCAACUAAACAACAUCUUUAGUACUAAAAUCCCGAUUCCACCUAGAAAUCAAACUCCAAAGUCUGGUAUACAAGCAAAACCAAAGACAAGAUUUCAAAGCAUUUACCAGAGUGGAUCUGACUCUGAAGACGAAAAUCAUGAUUGUCUUAUAGCUAAUCCUGAGGAGAUUCGAGCCUCAAAGGCUCAAAAUAAUUCUGGCUUUUUGCAAAUGUCGAGUAAAUCGCGAUCUGUACCAACAGGUGCAUGUUUAUCAUUUAAACAGCGGUCAAGGAAGAAUAUUACUUUGCUUAAAGACGUCGAAACUGAUGAAUCUGAGAGCAAUGAUUCCUCCGAUGGAAUUCUGCAGUCACCUACAAAAUCGAUGGACUCAGCGAGAAAUACAAGAAAAGAACUUCAUUUGACACCUCCUUCACCACUAGUCCAUAACGCUUCAGGUAACCGAAAAAGGCGUGCAUCGUCUACUACACGCGCUGAAGACGGAUUGAAUUCGAUUGUGAGCCCAGGAACUCCAAAAACUUCACGAUCAAUGAUGGUACCCCCUGCUAAGAUGCCAAAAAUGCUGGGACCACAAAACCAGUUGUCAUCUAGUCAUUAUGCUGAUAAUGAACGUCGAAUCCUGAACUCCCUUCGAGAUUACUUUGAUCAGCAAUUAGAUGAAAAGCUCGAAAAUUUAAGACGCAGGAUGGCUUACGAUUUAAAGCAGUCUAUGAAUGAGCUCAAGACCACAAUCAUUGGCACUAAUCUAGCCCCAGCUUCUGGUCCUAGCUUGCUUGAAAUACAGAAGCAGAUGUCUACGCCACUACCAUUUGAAAUGGAUGAUAAGUUCCAGGAAUACGAAGCGAUAUUGACAACGGACCCAAAUCUCGUAGAAACACUGUGAUUAUUCAUGAGAGUUUUGAUAAGCAAUAAAAAAGAGAUGAAAAUAUGUGUUUCCACUAUCCUAUCUGCGGUUCUGAGGAAGACAGUGUCACUGCACUAUUCUGGUUACGGAAAGGAAGCUGGCGGAAAGAAAAAGAAAAAUUUUUAUAACACUACAGUAUGCAAAGUACUGAUUGAUGUGAUAAUUGAGGUAAUAGGAUCCAGCACUGAUGAGAAGAAGAUAAUGUCAGAAGUAAGUACUUGGUUGUCACGUUCUGGCGAUCGAGAGGGUGGGCGUAAGGAACGACAACGCGGGUCAAGUCAUCAUAACGAGAAUAAUUCAGUUUGUUCCUUUGAUACCAAUCGAUAAUACUUCAUUUUUCCGGGAUAAAUGGAAUUGUAAAAUCACUGUGUUAAUAUGACUCCAUUAGUUCAUUUUCGUAAUUGUAUUAGUUGUGAUAUUCUUGAUAAAAGGUACGAUUAAUAGGAAAAGUUUAUAUUAUCAAUAUAUUUUUAUCGCGAGGCGUUUCAUUGGGCAGAAUAUAUAUUAAUAUAUGAAUAUUGUUUAGUAUUCGGCUGUCAUUGAAGUAUUAAUUAUAUUUAUUAUAUUUCUCCUGGCGAGGUCGGAAAUCCAGAAGAUGGAAAUAACAAUUGGAAAAUGUGAUGUAUCUUAGCAUAAUAAAGUAUUUUCUAUGUCAUUUCCUCAUAAGUUAGAUCACGGGAAUAAAUAUCCGUUGUUGGUUCAGGGAUUAAAUAUUAUGUCCAAAAGUUUAAAGGGAAAAAUAAUAAGUGGAUUUUUAAUUUUUAAGAAAAAUUCUAAUGAAAGUAAUUUCAGCCAUUGAGAGCUGUUUUCAGUAUUUGGUGAUUCAAGUCAAAUAAUAUUUAUAAGGUUGAAGUUUCACAAUCGGACUGCGUCCAUAUUCCCCAAAGAUUUCAAAUUUAAGGGUUGAAAUUAAUUAGUUAUAUGUAAUCCUAUCCAAGACUUUUUUAUAUUUCUAAGUUUGUUUGAAAGAGUGAAUAUAAUAAGCAAUAUUAUAUAGAACUAGCACACAAUCAAUGCAACUAAAUAUCAUUCUGUGUUCCGGAGUUGCAGAUGGAGAAGACAUUAUUGUAAAAAAAGGAUGUCUUUCCGAGAUGAAAAAAUAAUUCUUAUCAGGAUAAUUCGUAUCAGCAAUUGUCUAUGGAUAUAAGAAUUAAUUCUUAUCAUCCAUAGCGGAAUAAAUUAUCCAUAAUAUUGCUAUUAUAAUGACUGUUUUCAUGCUUGAAUUGAAGCACGAUAAUUUAUCAAUUCUAAACUACUAAUUUAAAAAAUAACAUUGGUGCGUUAUUUUGUUGGAUAUUUUGUUAAUACAAUCUUCGAAUUCUGAAGACUGACUGCUAAUAUUAUUAGAUUGUAAGAGAGAGUUUAUUAAGACUUAAUAUGGUAUGUCGUAUUAAAUUUCGGAUUCAAAUGAUCUACGUAGAUUAUUUAUUUUAAAAGCGGAUGAAAAUAAUCCACAAAAGAUUUUUCUACAAUUUAUACCUGCAAUCAUUUUUUUGAGUUUUCAUAUUCUGUUCGCGGAAAAAUCUCAUAGUUGUGAUUAUCUUUCAUGAAAAUUGGAGAUACAAACACUGCAUAUCUUUAACUGUUCAACCAAAAUCGGAUGAAAACAUGUACUAUGUCGAUAGGAGGAAAAAAGUUUUUGAUUGGCUGAGUUUUUUUGUCAAUAGAUUUAAUAAAUUUAAAUAUAAGUUUUGUCACAUAAUAAAACUGUUUUCUGUAUAAUGUUGAAGGUAAUAAAUACAUGUCUGCUUAUCA
Molecule: messenger RNA, 3066 nt
Organism: Diachasmimorpha longicaudata
Lineage: Eukaryota; Metazoa; Arthropoda; Insecta; Hymenoptera; Braconidae
Exons: 6
Coding region: 1-1290 (429 amino acids)
Source: RefSeq, a predicted model, not a curated record